Messenger RNA from Tribolium castaneum (red flour beetle), 3314 nucleotides. RefSeq names its product sugar-free frosting (gene sff). The record is from RefSeq and is a predicted model, not a curated record. Gene Ontology annotation, cellular component: cytoplasm. The transcript has 12 exons. NCBI's taxonomy places the organism in Eukaryota, Metazoa, Arthropoda, Insecta, Coleoptera, Tenebrionidae. Gene Ontology annotation, biological process: microtubule cytoskeleton organization; protein phosphorylation; intracellular signal transduction. Gene Ontology annotation, molecular function: protein serine/threonine kinase activity; ATP binding; tau-protein kinase activity. Bases 360 to 2744 code for a protein of 794 amino acids.
GUGCGUGUGACGUCACGUGCGCUUUCCCCCAAGUUGGGGAUUUUCGCUCGUGUCUGCUUUUCUAACUUAAAUAUUGAUUUUUGCCCACCCCUCGAAAAUCGUCCGUGUCCAUCCAUCGCAGCGAGGUGGAGGAGAAAAUGUCAUUUUUGGUGGUUGUGUGAUAUGAGGGUUAAAUUGUGAUUGGUUUGGUAUUUUCCAAAAUGAAUGGAAAAAAGUGUUGUCGCCAAAUCAAUGAUUAGGGCUAUGUGCAAAGUGGCGCCGAAGACAUGCUGGAAAUUAGGGAGAAUCAAGUGCGAACUGUUGUGCUGCUGACGACAUGCAAAAAGGGCUGUGAGUGACGACGACAGUCACCCGACAAAAUGCAGAAGGAAAACACGAACCCUUCGCCGGAGAUACACCAGUACGUGGGGCCCUACCGGCUGGAGAAGACGCUCGGAAAGGGACAAACGGGUCUUGUCAAACUUGGAGUAAACUGCGUGACUGGAAAAAAGGUCGCGAUUAAAAUAAUCAAUCGCGAGAAACUCAGUGAGAGCGUCUUAAUGAAAGUAGAGCGUGAAAUAGCGAUAAUGAAGCUUAUCGACCACCCCCACGUCUUGGGGUUGACUGACGUUUACGAAAAUAAGAAAUAUUUGUACCUAGUUUUAGAGCACGUCUCAGGCGGCGAACUUUUCGAUUAUCUAGUCAAAAAAGGUAGACUCACACCUAAGGAGGCUCGCAGAUUUUUCCGCCAGAUCAUAUCCGCCCUUGAUUUCUGCCACAGCCACUCGAUUUGCCAUCGGGACCUCAAGCCGGAAAAUCUCCUCCUGGACGAAAAAAACAACAUAAAAAUCGCCGAUUUUGGCAUGGCGUCGUUACAACCAAUGGGGUCCAUGUUGGAGACAAGUUGUGGGUCCCCCCAUUAUGCAUGUCCCGAAGUUAUACGGGGGGAGAAGUACGAUGGGAGGAAAGCAGACGUGUGGUCAUGUGGGGUGAUUUUGUACGCUCUUUUAGUAGGGGCUUUGCCCUUCGAUGAUGAUAAUUUGAGACAGUUGUUGGAGAAAGUGAAAAGGGGGGUGUUUCAUAUACCGCAUUUUGUACCACCCGACUGUCAAAGUUUGUUAAGGGGGAUGAUUGAAGUCAAUCCGGAAAAAAGACUUACGCUUUCUGAGAUCAAUAAACACCCAUGGGUGACGGCCGGUGGUAAAGGCGAGCUUGAACUCGAAUUACCCAUGAUGGAAGUGGUCCAAACCCAUGUCUUACCAUCGAUUGAGGCCGUCGAUCCUGACGUAUUGCAAGCCAUCUGUAGUCUGGGCUGUUUCAAAGAGAAAGAGAAGUUGAUUCAACACCUACUAAGUCCAAACCACAACACCGAAAAAGUCAUCUAUUUCCUCCUCCUCGAGCGCAAACGCCGUCGUCCCGCCUACGAAGACGACACCGAAUCAAUCCUGAGGAUGCGCGUGUCCGAAACGUCGGACCCUCCGAAAAAGCGCAUCGACACGUGUCGUGUCAACGGCCAAAGCGGCCUCCAAUUCGGACAAAUAAGCGAAGGUUCGCCUUUAACGCCCCGCCGCUCGCACUACAAGCGCCACCACGCGAGGCGGAGCCCCUCCACAGGCUCCACCCACAGCAGUCUGGGCAUCCACUCGCCGACGAGAUCGUCCGGCUCGUCCAGCCCUGUUAUGUUCAAUAGUACGACCACGCCCAUCAAUACGCACUCCGGAAUGUCGUCGCCGGUGCAACGCGCGCACCGCUCGUCCAACACCCACGUGACUGUGACCCCGCCUCCGGCCACGCCUACGCACCAUCGGGCCAAUAGCAGUGGCGGCACGGCGACGUCGUCCGUACUGACGUCACCCGAAAGUGAUAGUUUAGGGGUGGGGCCACCGUCGAUUUUGACAGCGAUGACUCCGCCCGGUUCGCCACAUUCGACAGCGACGAGCCACCACUGGCGGUCGAGGCUUACCACGAUCAAGAACAGUUUUUUGGGCUCGCCAAGGUUUCACCGCCGGAAAUUGCAAACGUCGUCGGAGGAAGUGCAUUUAACGCCGGAAUCGUCGCCCGAAUUGACGAAAAAAUCCUGGUUUGGGAGCCUGAUGACGACCGAAAAGGACGAAACGUUUACGAUUUUGGUCAAAGGGAAGCCUCUGGCGACGGUCAAGGCCGACCUGAUUCACGCAUUUUUGUCGAUAGCCGAGCUGAGCCACUCCGUGUCGAGUCCGAUGUCGUUCCGCGUGGAAUACAAGCGGGGAACCACCGGUCCGGCCAUGUUCCAGCGCCAUGUCCGUUUCCAAGUCGAUAUUUCAACAAUAACAAAGCAAGUCGGUGACAAUGCAAAAGAACACCUUUACGCUAUCACUUUCACUCUCUUAUCAGGAAACAUCCGGCGUUUCCGGCGCGUUUGCGAACACAUCCAGGCGCAAGUGUGCACCCGCCGGCCCCCACCGAGCCCGAGGGCGCAGCGCAAGUUCACCACCGAACUCUCCGAAAGUUCGAGCUGUGGCUCCGAUUCCAGCGAACUGUACCUCAACGCCCGGCAGUUGAACGUUUUGCAACUGGAAGGCAGCGAUCUAGAGAGCGAAUGUAGCGUGUUUGACGUGCGCACCGCUGCGCGGGAGGUGUCACGACGGGCCUCCACCAAUAACAACACAGAAGCGUGCGAACAGAACACGCCGGGGACUCCUAAGGCCGUUCGGUCCAAUUCGGAAAAUACGGAUUCGUGCGAAAAGACGUGCAUUACGACGAUGUCGGGGAGUUCCAUAGCGUAAUUUGGGGGGUAAGGGGUGGCCAAAGCGACUGCUUUAUUAUUAUUAUUAUCACUGUUAUUCGGCCACUUUUCCCGUAUUAUUAUUAUUGUUAUUAUUAUUACUAAAGGCAUAACCUCAUUAUUAGCGGAUUGCAAUAUAAUAUAUUAUCAAAAAUUUGACAUAUGUCACUAUUGUCAUCCGUGUGUGACAGUUUUUUGGGCAGCGUCGCCUACUAGACACUUUUGUUCCUGCGCACCGGCGGCCAUUUUGGAUGAUUAGAAGUGGAGAAUUGUUAUGACGUUGCUUUUGUAAAUAUGCUGAAAGCUUAUGUGAUUUUGGAUAUCGUUCAGUGUAGUUGUAUAAAUUGUUAAAAGAAAGAAAUAAAUGUCAAACAAAAACUAACCCCAGGUAGGUAGGUGAACAAAAAAAUGACAUUCUCUGAUGUACAUAUAACUACACUAUACUCAGCUGAGUCGUUUCAUAUUUCCCCGUUUCAGAAUCAAACAAUACGACUUAAAAAAACUAUAUAAAAUUGUAUUUAGAGAAAUUGCCGGCCAUAUUGUCAACUAAUAUUUAGGGUAUAGGUGAUAA